Anopheles coustani is the source of this 582-nucleotide messenger RNA. Its product is annotated as frataxin homolog, mitochondrial-like. The record is from RefSeq and is a predicted model, not a curated record. Gene Ontology annotation, biological process: intracellular iron ion homeostasis; iron incorporation into metallo-sulfur cluster. The transcript has 3 exons. Gene Ontology annotation, molecular function: 2 iron, 2 sulfur cluster binding; ferric iron binding; ferroxidase activity. Gene Ontology annotation, cellular component: mitochondrion. Lineage: Eukaryota; Metazoa; Arthropoda; Insecta; Diptera; Culicidae. Bases 1 to 582 code for a protein of 193 amino acids.
AUGCGUUUCUUGCGCACCGGUGGGCGCGGAGGGAAAAGAAAAUUCCCAUACACACUGUCGGUUUCGUACGAGGACGAUGUGGACGCGGUUGUGCUGAACCCGGUGAUGCUCAUUCUGGUAUGUCACUACGGGCUGCUUAGUGUUCGACGAUGGUCCAGCUCCGGGAUAAAUCCUGACGCCACAUCCCUGAUCGAUUCGGUCACUUAUGAAACCGUCUGCUCGGACACGCUCGAAUCCUUGUGCGAUUACUUCGAGGAGGUGAUAGAGGAAACAGCGGUUCUAAAACAUGCAGACGUCACAUACGGAGAUGGUGUGUUUACCGUGAAUUUUGGCCCACCGCACGGAACGUACGUAAUAAAUCGACAAUCGCCCAACCGCCAGAUCUGGCUCAGUUCGCCGACGAGCGGACCCAAGCGGUACGACUUUGUGCCGAACAAACGGACCAUCAACGAGGGCUACUGGUUGUAUCGUCACGACGGUGUGACACUGCAUCAGCUGCUACAGCAGGAAAUAAGCGUCAUCGCGGGUCGAAAGCUAGAUUUCUUGGCCCUACCACACAGCCAGCCACCAAAAGCUGCUUGA